Molecule: messenger RNA, 784 nt
Organism: Selaginella moellendorffii
Lineage: Eukaryota; Viridiplantae; Streptophyta; Lycopodiopsida; Selaginellales; Selaginellaceae
Product: traB domain-containing protein-like
Exons: 8
Coding region: 127-765 (212 amino acids)
Source: RefSeq, a predicted model, not a curated record
UCGUGCGAUCUCGUUGAAGCCGUGAUCAAGCUCGUCAAACCAGAGGCAGUUUUUCUUGAGUUAUGCAGUGAACGACGCUCUUUGCUUUUGCAACCAACGAUUCAUGAAAUUCCCACAGUAAAGAAGAUGCUAGAAGCCUGGCGAUCAAAGCAAGGGAAUACCCUUGGAAACUUGUAUUCUUACCUCCUCGCAAAGGUUGCUCAAAGGCUGGGAGUUUCACCGGGGGACGAAUUCCGAAGAGCUUACAAUACAGGACGCGCGUGCAAUGCGGAAAUUAUUCUCGGGGACCGGCUUGCCUCGAUUACACUACAACGAGCUACGGCGGGGUUGACACUGUGGCAAAAGAUGAAGCUGGGCGGGAGUUUACUCUUGAGUAUAAUCUGCCUACCGUGGGUUGACAAAAUGGAGCUCUCCGAGGACACUGUAAAGCUCCUGGGAGAAUAUGUCAAGAGUUUUCCCUCGCUUAUAAACGCUCUCCUGACGGAAAGAGACUUAUUCAUGACUUCAACACUGAGAAGCGCGUGCAGCAAGCACGCCUCCGUUGUUGCGGUUGUCGGACAAGGUCACGUUCCAGGGAUCAUUGCCAACUGGACCAAACCACCGAUCGAGGUCGAUGCUUUGCUUGAAGUCCCCGAAGUUCCCGAGAAAACAUCGUGGGGAGUUCGCUGGUGGGUUGGAUCUCUCUGUUUGGUUUUAGUUGCCAUCGCCUUCUACAUAGGAAAGAGAUGGAUGCUGUCAAGAGCAGGCAUCAAGACUGUACAGUAAUUCUUUUGGUAAUUUUUCU